CGUUGGAAGGCCGCAGUGAUGGAGGACGUGCUGGACCUGGGCGAGGAGCGCCGUCGCGGCUCGGCCACCUCCGGGCCCAAGAUGGGUCGCCGAGCUCAACUGGAGUCAGCGCAGACUGAGAAUCAGCUCAGUGGCAAGAACUCCUCUUUGACUCUGACUGGAGAGGCUCCUCCUCCAAAGCCACCCCGUCGGCAGGGAGGCUGGGCAGAUGAUUCCAUGAAGGCUACAAAGUUUGGAAGGAAGGCUUCUGAAGAAAUAGAAGAUCACCGCCUCAGACAGCACAGUCUGGAUGGAUCCGAUGAUGGAGGAGAUAUUCCUGUUAUUCCGGAUCUGGAAGAAGUACAGGAAGAAGACUUUGUUUUGCAGGUGGCAGCCCCUCCUAGCAUCCAAGUCAACCGGGUGAUGACCUACCGUGACUUAGACAAUGACCUCAUGAAGUACUCGGCCUUUCAGACCUUGGAUGGAGAGAUUGACCUGAAGCUCCUCACCAAAGUCCUCGCGCCAGAGCAUGAAGUUCGAGAGGCUGAUGUCAGCUGGGACUGGGACCAUCUGUACACUGAGGUAUCCUCAGAGCUCCUCACAGAGUGGGACCAGCUGCAGAUGGAGAAGGAGGACCCUGUGGGGCAGCCCAGGCAGCCCUGAACUCUGGGGAGGACAGCAGACCAUUCUCCCUGCGCAUAGUAACCUCUGCCUCAGACUUGAAAAAAAUACAAGAAGCCUAAAACUAAAGAGGCUUACAAACAGCUUAGAAUUUUUAUCUGGAAUAUUUUGCAAUAAAGGUAUUUAUUGUCAGCAGGCCACAUUGGGUCACUCAAUUAUAAUAAAUUGCUUUACUCUCCGGUGGCCAUCUCUUCCAUUUCUUCCCAGCUCCAUCAAGAGCGAAUCUGGGCGGCUUUUAAACAAUCUGAAGGGAACUCUCCACAUUGUUGAAGAGUAUGCGGGGACGUUAGAUUCAGGAGAAGAAGGAACAUGAUUUCUGGAGGCCACAGCAGUCCUGGGAAUGUGGUCGCUGUAAGCGCAUA
Trichechus manatus latirostris (Florida manatee) is the source of this 1022-nucleotide messenger RNA. It is a transcript of the gene IFT43, whose product is annotated as intraflagellar transport 43. Lineage: Eukaryota; Metazoa; Chordata; Mammalia; Sirenia; Trichechidae. The coding region runs from base 19 to 642 and encodes 207 amino acids. Gene Ontology annotation, biological process: intraciliary retrograde transport. The record is from RefSeq and is a predicted model, not a curated record. Gene Ontology annotation, cellular component: cilium; intraciliary transport particle A. The transcript is spliced from 9 exons.